AUGGUUAAAUGGUAUCAUGAAUGGACAUCAAAGAUUUUAAAAACUAAAGCUGAUACAGGAUGGGUUUCAGGAUGUUUAGACCUUAAAGCGGAUAAAACAUAUGUUAAUGAUGAGUUAGGGAAGAAAGCAGAUAAGGAAUAUGUGGAUAGUGAGUUAGGGAAGAAGGCAAAUUUGGUUUACGUUGAUGAAAAAGAUAAAGAAAUUAAAGAAAGGGUUGAAUGGUAUCAUGAAUGGACAUCAAAGAUUUUAAAAACUAAAGCUGAUACAGGAUGGGUUUCAGGAUGUUUAGACCUUAAAGCGGAUAAAACAUAUGUUAAUGAUGAGUUAGGGAAGAAAGCAGAUAAGGAAUAUGUUAACGAAAUAUACCAAAGUUUGAUAGGAACAAAAAAUAUUGAAACUAUUGUUGGCGACUUUUCUGUCAAUGAAGAAAAUAAAUAUUUUAGAUGGCAGUUUGUACACUCCUUAAAAAAUGGUAUACGGUGGAAACUCAUUCCGAAAAAUAACAAUGAAAUGUAUGUAAGUUAUAAAAAGAAUGAUGGCACACAAGUUAAAGUUCCAUUAGACAACAACUGCUACUUAAACUUAUAUGGAGACGAACAAAAGAAAUAUUUAAGAGUUUAUGAAAUGGCAGAUAUGACAUUGCCUGACCCAGCUCCAGCACCAUAUUAUUAUGACUAUGGAGAUGAUGUCAGAACACCACAUGUAGAUGAACAAAAGUUAACAUUAUAUUUAGAUUAUUAUAGAUAUAAAAGAUAUAAUGCAAUAGAAAAAACGAGAAUAGUAUAUUAUUAUACAGAUGACAGAAAUAAAUAUUAUA
Trichomonas vaginalis G3 is the source of this 817-nucleotide messenger RNA. RefSeq names its product phage tail repeat-like family. Lineage: Eukaryota; Parabasalia; Trichomonadida; Trichomonadidae. The record is from RefSeq and is a predicted model, not a curated record. The annotation marks the transcript as partial. The transcript has a single exon.